AUGGGUCUCCAUGGAGACGGCGGGGGCCCGGCUGGGGGGCGGGCAGCCCGAGCGGGGGCGCGGCGCGCUGGGGGCCUCCGCGGCGGCGUCGCCGUGUUCGCCGCUGUGGCCGCCGUGUUCACCCUCACGCUGCCCCCCUCGGUGCCGGGGGGCGACUCGGGGGAACUGAUCACAGCCGCACAUGAGCUUGGAGUUGCCCAUCCUCCUGGCUAUCCUUUGUUUACGCUGGUGGCUAAACUGGCAAUUCUACUAUUUCCUUUUGGUUCAGUUGCCUACCGAGUCAAUCUACUGUGUGGCCUAUUUGGAGCAGUAGCUGCAGCUUUACUUUUUUUCACCGUUUUCAGGCUUUCUGGCUCAUAUGCUGGAGGAAUCCUUGCUGCGGGGGUGUUUUCAUUUUCUCGUCUAACAUGGCAGUGGUCCAUUGCAGCAGAGGUUUUUAGCUUAAACAAUCUGUUUGUGGGCCUGCUUAUGGCUCUUACUGUACAUUUUGAGGAGGCAGCAACUGCUCAAGAAAGAUCAAAGAUAGCUAAAAUUGGUGCUUUCUGCUGUGGCCUUAGCUUAUGUAAUCAGCACACCAUAGUACUCUAUGUUUUGUGCAUAAUACCAUGGAUUCUCUUUCGACUUUUAAAAGAGAAGGAACUCUCCCCAGGCUCCCUGUUGAAGUUGAGUCUGUGCUUCUCUGCUGGUCUGCUGCCCUAUAUCUACCUGCCUGUCUCAUCCUACCUCAAUCAAGCUCGUUGGACCUGGGGAGACCAGACAACAUUGCUAGGAUUUUUGACACAUUUUCUCAGGGAAGAAUAUGGAACAUUCAGUCUGGCCAAAUCUGAAAUAGGAUCCAGUAUGUCUGAAAUAUUGCUUUCUCAAGUGACAAAUAUGAGGACCCAACUCUCAUUCAACAUUCAGGCCCUUGCAGUUUGGGCAAAUAUAUGUUUAACAAGAAAGGACAGACAGAGCCCAUCAUUAGUAUGGCUUUUUACUGGAAUGUUUUGCGUUUAUUCAUUGUUCUUUGCCUGGAGGGCAAAUUUAGAUAUUUCAAAACCGCUUUUCAUGGGUGUGGUGGAACGAUUCUGGAUGCAGAGCAAUGCAGUGGUGGCUGUCCUUGCUGGCAUCGGUUUGGCUGCCCUUGUAUCUGAGAGUAACCGAAUGCUCAACACCAACGGGCUUCAGUAUCUGGAAUGGCUUUCAGCAAUUCUUUUUGUAACUUGCCAAAUAUAUUCUAACUAUAGCAUUUGUGACCAAAGGACCAACUAUGUGAUUGAUAAAUUUGCAAAGAACCUUCUAUCCUCUAUGCCUCGUGAUGCAAUUAUCUUACUCAGAGGGGAUCUGCCAGGGAAUUCUCUCCGUUACAUGCAUUAUUGUGAGGGACUGAGGCCAGAUAUUUCAUUAGUGGAUCAGGAAAUGAUGACUUAUGAGUGGUAUUUACCCAAGAUGGCAAAGCAUUUACCAGGCGUCAAGUUUCCUGGGAACCGUUGGAAUCCUGUGGAAGGAAUAUUGCCUAGUGGAAUGGUCACAUUUAAUCUUUAUCAUUUUCUUGAAGUAAAUAAACAAAAAGAAACAUUUGUUUGCAUAGGAAUUCACGAAGGCGACCCAACCUGGAAAACAAACUAUUCACUUUGGCCAUGGGGUUCUUGUGACAAAUUAGUUUCUUCAGAGAUUGUAUUCAACCCUGAGGAGUGGAUUAAACUUACGAGAAAUAUCUAUAACUGGACUGAAGACUAUGGAAGGUUUGAUCCUUCUUCCUGGGAAUCUGUGGCCAAUGAGGAGAUGUGGCAAGCAAGGAUGAAAACACCGUUCUUCAUCUUUAACCUGGCAGAAAGUGCAAGUUUGCCUUCAAACGUGAAAGCUCAACUCUACACUCACGCCUAUAACCUUUAUAAGGAGAUUGUCUAUUUACGAAAGGAACACCCAGUGAAUUGGCACAAGAACUACGCCAUCUCCUGUGAACGGAUGCUGCGCCUUCAGGAAAGAAGUGCAGACCCUGAAGUCUUGUUGUCUGAAACCAUCAGACACUUCCGUCUCUACACUCGAAAGGCCCAGAAUGAUCCCCAGCUGGCCGAUAUUUCAGUUGCUCUAAAGCACCUAAGAAAGGAACUACGAAGUCUGAGAAAUAUGAAAAAUGGCUGAGACAGCAAACUGUGAAAAACCAGCUCGGCUUUCAGCUUCCAAAAUUCCCAAGUCCAAAAGUUUUUCCUCCAAGAAAAGAAAUGGCAUUAAAAAAUGAAGACUAAGUCAUCUCCCAGAUAUAAGUAACAUGGUGUCACGGAACUGUUUUACGGCCGAGUUAGAAACUGAGAUGUGCUAUUUCCACAAAUUCUAUUUAGCCUGUGUUACUGAAUUAGCAUUUCAGUGAGAAUAUUUUGAAAAAUCUUCCUUCCACAACCUUUCAUCAAAUGACUUGCUUGAUUAAAUUCUAGAAGAGAAUGAACUAUCUUCAUAUACUUAAAAUAUUGACCAUGAAUCUUAAGGGCCCUGCUUAUUGGGAUUGGUAUUAAAAUUAAAUUCUUAAAAUAUUAAUACCAGACCAAAGACAUUCUCUGGCUCCCAGAAAUGAAAUUUUUAUUAUUAUUUUUUAAUUAAUUUUGUUACACUUCAAGCUAGAGUACUGUUUGGGGUGCAGGGGAUGGGGCGCGGGGGGCGUUGGUUUUCUUUCUUUUAUUUUUUUUUUUGAGUAGCUGUAGUUGUUACAUAAUCUCACACUUCAAACUAAAUACCAACCAGAUGAUAUUUUGAAAAAAGUUAAGGUUUUAUUGUGUUCAAUCAUUCUCUGAAAUCACUAAAAAUGUAAGCUAAUUGUUGUUUGCUUUUUUUUUUUCAGUUGCUUAAACUGGCAAGUAAAAAGGAUUUUGUCUUUCCUUAAUUAAUUUUAUAUUCAUGUUUUACUUCUAUUUGGGCUCAUAAAUCUGGACCCAAUAAUUAGGAGGCUUCCUGCUGCCAAAAAGGGGGGCAUUGGGGGUUCAGGGGUGUGGGGAAGUGGUUCAAUAAAUUCAUUUCUGUUACAAGCAUCUUUUAUACAUAUUACUAAAGAGAACAUAGUAAGAAAUGCAAAUAAUAGUUCUUUAUUUUAUUAUGACAGUUAAUUAAUAGCAACCUGUUUUAAUGAAUAAAGUCACUCAGAGUCCUUCAGCACUUCCUAAGUAGAGGCCUGAAUCUGUAGGGAUUCUUUUCCCCCCAGUUGUAUAGCUCCUAAACUCCAAGCACCAUAUAGGCCCCUGUAUAGAAAUGCUCACUAAUGAAGAGGGAGGGCUAGAAGCUUGUCUGCAUUCAAAGAUCACUGGUGAGUCAUUCAGCAAGAAAAGGCCCCUUACCAGGAAUAGUCACAGUUCCGUGGCAUUGUACUAGCGAAAGGGUCUGAUCAAAGGUCUCCUGUGGAGCUUGCAUGGUUCCCUUUCAUACCACGACCAUAAUUAAAACCACUAAUUCUCUUUUAAAAUGCUGCAGGAUGCCAUGUAGGCAUCUGUCUGGAGUGUCCUUUGUGAUGUCAUAAGCUGUUAAGGACCAGUGCCGAGGGCUUUUGAGUGAAAUGCCAGUCAUGAAGGUGCUUCAAGACAAGGGUGCCUCUAAAAGCUUGACAGGGCCUUGACUGCACAAUUCGAGCUGAAUUUGCCCCUUGUCAGCUGCCAGUAAAUAAAUCUCAAAGGGGGAAAAGCUGAAGUUUCAUUACCUGAUCCAUGGGGCUUUGUUGGUUUUGGCACCACACAGGGGAAGCCCUUGCCCCUCCAUUCUCUGGAUUUGAAGAUGUCCAUCGGAGCCUGCAGCGCCUGGACAGGGUUCAGAGCGGAACCUUUUGAAGAGUGUCAAUAGUUGUAACAGUUCGGCUGUUAGGAAGACAAAUAAAUGGAGGAGCUCAUUAAUCCGCUUUUGGCUCCCAGUGCCUUUUGCCCUUUUAUCACAGCCUUAUUAGGCUCCUACUCAUCUUGAACCAGAAAAAAAUGAAUUGAAGUUGUUGAGUACUAAUUGGCAAAGACUUUUAAUCAUGGGCCAAGAACUUUCACUGACUUGAAAGUAACUUCUCCACAGGGAAGAACCAAAAACCUGGUUUACCUUAAAACAAAAAACCUGUUGGAGUUCAUUGUGGUGUAAAAAUUUAAGGAAGCAUUGAGAAGUUGUCUCAGUUGAUCCAUUUGAAAGAAUUAUGUAAGAUUAUGAUUUCUACUUUUCUUUUUUUUUUCCACUUUUCUUUUUAAGCAGUGCAAUAAAAUUCAUAUACUCAUUC
Messenger RNA from Odocoileus virginianus texanus, 4213 nucleotides. RefSeq names its product transmembrane protein 260 (gene TMEM260). NCBI's taxonomy places the organism in Eukaryota, Metazoa, Chordata, Mammalia, Artiodactyla, Cervidae. The record is from RefSeq and is a predicted model, not a curated record.